CUUCCUUACUUUCUGUCUCUUUCUCUCUCUCUCUAACAUGGUUGGGGAUCAUUGUAACCUCAGCGGCGAAAGACCUGUACUUUCUCAAACUCCCAAAACUGGAUUAAGCUGCAAAAUGGUUCUCCAGGCAGUGGGCAAAGUGUUAAGGAAAUCGAAAGGAAAACCAAAUGGUAAAAAGCCUGCACCAGAAGAAAAGAAACUCUACCUGGAGCCAGAAUAUACAAAAUCCAGGAUUACUGACUUUGAAUUCAAAGAGUUAGUCAUGUUACCACGAGAAAUCGACCUUAAUGAGUGGCUAGCUAGCAACACAACAACCUUUUUCCAUCAUAUCAAUUUACAGUAUAGUACAAUCUCUGAAUUUUGUACGGGAGAGUCAUGUCAGACCAUGGCAGUGUGCAAUACGCAAUACUACUGGUAUGAUGAGCGGGGAAAGAAGAUUAAAUGUACUGCUCCUCAGUAUGUUGAUUUUGUCAUGAGUUCGGUGCAGAAGCUAGUGACAGAUGAGGAUGUCUUUCCUACAAAAUACGGCAAGGAAUUCCCCAACUCCUUUGAGUCCCUAGUGAAGAAGAUUUGCAAGUAUCUGUUCCAUGUGCUGGCCCACAUCUAUUCCUCACACUUUAAGGAAACGUUGGCACUGGAACUGCAUGGACAUUUGAACACACUCUACAUACACUUCAUUCUAUUCAUCAGGGAGUUCAAUCUGGUGGACCCUAAAGAAACCACCGUCAUGGACGACCUCACAGAAAUCCUCUGUAGCAGCAGUGCAAGCAGCAGCAGUAAUGGGAGCGGCAGUGGCGGCAGCAGCAGUGGCAGUAACACAGGAGCACAGAACCACGUGAAGGAGAGAUGAGUCUUCCCAACAGGAGCAAAACUAAUGCUAACACUUUUUUAAAAAAAAUACUCUAUAUUCUCUGUGUGUAUGUGUAUGUAUAUGUGCAUAUGUAUAUAUAUACAGACAUACACAGCCAUGACAGUUUAAACAAUUAUGCUGCCACCCCAGGACAUGUAGACCGUAUGAGACUGUAUGGAGCUUUUGUUAAAUGCAUCAUCCUUGGUGAGAAGUUGCACCAGUUUUAUUUUAUUCCCCCUCCUUUUAACCCUCCGCUAUCAGAUGGAUGAUGAGUGCUGUUUUUAGAGAAGAACCACAUUUUUUUGAGUUGGGCUACUGCUUUUGAACGUUUGUGUUUUGUUUUUUUUCCUACCUACUCCCCUUUCUGUUGGGGGAGUCCUUGAACCCAAGGCCCUUCCUGUCUCUCCUUGCCUCUCUAGGAUGGUGGCACUGCCAUUUUAAAAAUAUUAAAAGAAGUGACUUGUGAAAUGGCUUAAGAUGCAGAUGUUUGUUGUUUUGGGAGGGGUGUUGUUGUUGAGACUUCCUUUGUUUUUACUUAAAUUGACACUUUCCCUUCUUCCCGCAGACAUUUUGCAUCUAGCCCUUUGCUGGCUUGUAAUGGAAAGAAGAGUUUUGGCUCAAUUAGUGUAGCAAUAAGGCUUCCAGCGCACUUACUGGAUAUGGCUCUCCAGACUACCUAGUCUCAGUGUGUGAAUCUUGAAAGAGCAACCACAGGCUUUUUCUGCUUAUUGCUCCUAGUUUCUCUACCCAAUCCUUGGCUCCUCCUUUCCCAGCCACAAACACCAGGAUUGAAACGCUGAGGAGAUGAUAAAAUGCAAUGGUAAAAGCCAUGACCAUGUAUGUUGCAAUGUGGGGGAGAGGGCAGAGCCAAGAUUGAAAGGGGCACACUCAGUCUAUCACCACCAGUGCUAAAGAGAUGGCUAUUGGCAUAUAAUUAUAUUGUUGGCUUAUUUUAGUUCAUCUGUCCAAUAAUAAUAAAAAAAAUUCUAUCAGGCA
Molecule: messenger RNA, 1846 nt
Organism: Pogona vitticeps (central bearded dragon)
Lineage: Eukaryota; Metazoa; Chordata; Lepidosauria; Squamata; Agamidae
Gene: MOB2
Product: MOB kinase activator 2
Source: RefSeq, a predicted model, not a curated record